AACUCAACCGAUUAGUAUAUGCAUGUAACUUGCUUCUGGUUAGAAUAGGAUCCAAUUUGACAAUGUUUAGGUUCCUCUUCAUUAUCUCUGAAUUAUUCAGAAAGUGUUUUGCAAAGAAAAAAAGUGUUUGUGGGUCUAGAUUCAGACUGAGAUAAAAAAAGGACAUCCAAAGAAAACUGCCUGACAAUUAUAGGAAAUAAUAAAAAUACAUCUUAGUCAAGUAUGCUGCGCUAAAUCAAUGACUGGCAUUGAGCAUCAUGACUGAUUGUUUAGGGCAAUCAGGACCCACCACAUAGAGCUAUAACUUAGGUCAAACUCCUGAAGCUCAUGCUAUCUAGAGGAAAAUAAGAUCUCAACAAACGUGAGGUUCUCCUUUAGGUAGGGGAAAAGAGGGCAAGAAGUUGUGUUGGUUUGGCAGCUGAGAAAAUUUUCUGCAGCUCUUGAGAGUUCUCUUUGUGUCUCAGUUUUCCAUUUCUGUCAAAUGAAAAAUCCCUCCUAAAGCAGUGUAUUAUUCAGUGACAAUCUGUGUCUGAUAUUCCUUGGGCCUUUUUUGUCUUUGGGGUAGAGGAAUAAACUCCUGAUUUCCUUCCCUCAGAAAAAUGGAUUCAGACAUCCCAGAAGCCUUCCAAAAAGAGCUCACUUGCCUCGUGUGCCUGAAUUACCUUCUAGACCCAGUCACCAUAGGCUGCGGACACAGCUUCUGUAGGUCCUGUCUCUAUCUUUUCUGGGAACAAGCCAAAGACCCUGCCAGUUGCCCAGUGUGCAGGCAACGAUCAGAGCAGACAAACCUCAAAACCAAUUUUCUUCUGAAGAAUCUGGUGUCCAUUGCCAGGAAAGCAAAUCUCAGGCAAUUCCUGAAGUCUGAGGAACAUAUGUGUGGGACCCAUAAGGAGACAAAGAAGAUCUUCUGUGAAGCCAACAAGAGCUUGCUCUGUUUGGUCUGCUCUCAAAGUCAGGAACACAGGGCUCACAGGCACCGUUCCCCUGAAGAGGCUGCUGAGGAACACUGGGAGAAGCUGGCAAACCAAAUGAGAUCUAUAUGGGAAAAGAUCCAAGAAAUUGAAAGAAAUCUCAAGAAAGAUGGCAGAGGAACUGACCCUUGGAUGUUUUACGUGUAUCGAUAUGGAGACAUGAUUAGGAAAACUUAUCAGAUGGUAACUCCAUUUCUUCAGGAGGAAGAAAAAUACUACUUAGGGAGUAUUAUAAAAGAAAGCCAAAAGAUUUGUAAGCAAAUCAGAAAAAGACAAGAGGAAAUGAGUGGAAAGAAGACAGACCUCAAAGUAAUAUACAAAGAGCUCAAGAAAAUGUCCUAUAAACCAGAUGUGGAGCUGCUCCAGGAAUUAGGAGACAAACUGAAAUGGAGCGAGUCAGCACAGCUGCACAUGCCUCAGCCUCUGCUGCCAGAACUCCGUGCACGACCCAUCACUGGGCUGAUGGACUGGCUCAACCGCUUCCGAGUAAAAAUUGCAUUCAGUAAUGAAGUAAGAAGCCAGCACAUCAGGCUGUUUGAUGAUGUAAGAAGUUUGAAGUAUGAGCAUGACAGCCUCUAUGUGUCUUUGGAUGGCAUAACAUCGAAGUAUUUUUCUGCAUGGGGAUCCCAGGGCUUCACCUCUGGCAAACAAUACUGGGAGGUGGAUGUGGACAGCUCUUGGGACUGGGCUGUAGGCGUCUGUAAGGAUUCCUGGACAAGGAAGGAUGACGGCAUACUGAAGGAAUCCAACAGGGACAACUUUCUCCUUGUGUGUGUGAAGGAGGAUCAUCAUUACCGUCUCUGGACCACCAUCCCGACCACUCCUCUGUACAUAGAGAAACCUCAGGGCAGGGUUGGCGUGUUCCUUGAUUUUGACAGUGGGAGUAUGGGUUUUGUGGACGUUGCCAAGCGCUCCCUCCUUUGGAGGUACGAGGAUGGCCUGCUCACUUUCCCUGUCAGGCCUUUCAUUUGCACUGGCCACACGUGA
Messenger RNA from Kogia breviceps (pygmy sperm whale), 1958 nucleotides. RefSeq names its product putative tripartite motif-containing protein 49B. Gene Ontology annotation, biological process: innate immune response; regulation of gene expression; protein ubiquitination. Lineage: Eukaryota; Metazoa; Chordata; Mammalia; Artiodactyla; Physeteridae. Gene Ontology annotation, molecular function: protein binding; zinc ion binding; ubiquitin protein ligase activity. The record is from RefSeq and is a predicted model, not a curated record. Gene Ontology annotation, cellular component: cytoplasm.